AUGGCGGUGGCUCGGAGGAAAGGCCGCACACAGGCCUCGGCCUGGGCUAGGGCUGGGGCGGCCGCGCGCAGCAGGGCCAGCAGCGACGGCGGUCGGCGAUGGCGGCGGUCGGCGGGGGAGGUUGCCGAGGCUUCGGGGAAGGCUGCUGAAGGGGUCACAGGUGGCGGCGGCCCACGGGGAGGGAGCUGGGGCUACCUCGGCCAGAGCUCAGCCAAGCAGGCUGCAAGGAGCAGCGGCGGCCGCGGCGGCGUGAGGAGGCCGCGGCGGUCGGCGGGGAGGCUCGCCGAGGGACAGGGGCAACACCGGCAAGGGCCUGGAGGCAAUGCAGCCUCGGCUUGGCUACAACCCGAGAGAGGGAGAGAGAGAGAGAUGGAGAGAGAGGAAAAAGAUGGCUCCGGCGACGGCUGGCCAGCCGGGGCUCAGUCGGCGGCGGCUUGGGAGGCGCAGCAGGGCAGGGAAGAGGGAUGGAGGUGGCAGGGGGGCGGCUAG
Ananas comosus (pineapple) is the source of this 489-nucleotide messenger RNA. RefSeq names its product heterogeneous nuclear ribonucleoprotein A1-like. Bases 1 to 489 code for a protein of 162 amino acids. Lineage: Eukaryota; Viridiplantae; Streptophyta; Magnoliopsida; Poales; Bromeliaceae. The record is from RefSeq and is a predicted model, not a curated record. The transcript has a single exon.